AUGACUCUUUUUCGUUCGUGGCGAGCCCUCUCUCUCCUAUUCCCUCUUGAAAGAGCUCAACUGUCGGACAUUGAAAAAGAUAUCGAGAACAAGCCCGAGAACUAUGCCGAUUCUACUCUUACUGUCCAGUAUCAAAUAGAUCUGGAGAUCAUCGGCGUCGGUGCAGCAGGUCAAGUCUAUAAUGUUGAUGAUCAUAUUGUUAUGAAGGCAGGCAGGGUAUACGUGCCUCCUUCAGAAAAUGCCACCCCCCGUGCCCAAUGGGACUAUGCCUCCGAGUCAAUUUUUCACUUCGGUCUAAUGCGAGAUGAGAAAAGCGUGUUCCGCCUGCUAUCACAGCACCCUCACCUAAACAUCAUUGAAGCCAUCGACACAAGCUACCCCGAAGGCGUCUACCUCCGUAAAUAUCAACCAUUCCCCGACACCAAACUACCUCCUCAAUCUGUCCGGAUGCUCUGGUACCAGGAUAUCCUCCAAGCGCUUUCUCACCUCCACAGUCUUCGCAUCGCACAUUCAGAUAUACGGAAGGAUAACAUCCUCCUGGACGCACAAGGACAUGCUCUACUUUCUGAUUUCAGCGCCAGCUGUCCCUUCGGAUACCCGAAUCCAUCGCUUCCAUUCCUUCUUAAUGGACAGUCGGAGACAGUUUCAGACGGCUCCGAUAUGUUCGCCAUGGCUUCCCUGAUCUACGAGUUGGAGACUGGCGCCCGGCCGGAAAUAACUCUUAACGAUCGCGAUGAAGUUGUUUUACCCGCAGUCCAUACCGGAAACACCGGUCUGGACUCCCUGAUUGAGAAUGCGUGGAGGGGGCGGUAUGAAUCUACGGCCGAUAUGCUGGCGCGCGCUCGGAGUCUGAACCACAGCGAAGAUAUUCGCGGGCAGACUCAAGAUUGUCCUUCGAAGGAAGAAUUACGAUCGCGCAUUAGGCAGUGGAGGAGGGAUCGAGAGGAACGGCAUGGAUGUAUCCUCUAUUCUCUACCAACAGAGAAACAACUGCGCAUUCUGGCAGAGCGUUACGACCUUGAUAUGGAUGCGGAGCUGCGCUUUCAUGACUAUGAAGCAAACUCCGGACAGAAAUAA
Messenger RNA from Aspergillus mulundensis, 1077 nucleotides. RefSeq lists its product as uncharacterized. The record is from RefSeq and is a predicted model, not a curated record. Gene Ontology annotation, molecular function: protein kinase activity; ATP binding. Lineage: Eukaryota; Fungi; Ascomycota; Eurotiomycetes; Eurotiales; Aspergillaceae. Gene Ontology annotation, biological process: protein phosphorylation. The transcript is spliced from 2 exons. Bases 1 to 1077 code for a protein of 358 amino acids.